CUGAAUUAAUUUGUAUUAUAUAUAUGUAUAUGGAGAUAAAGAGAGAGCUAGUUUUGAUUUUCCGAUCAUUUGUUCAUUAAUUUCUGAUAAUAUAACAGUAGUUAUAUUAACAAAUCCUCCGGGUUUGGUUGUUGUUUGAAUUAACAAGAGAUUAAAUAAUUAAGGUCACAAUUAAAGGCACGCUAGGUACCGCGGCGUAGGGUUGAGUUUGAAAUGGCGGGUGGAGGAGGGGGUAAUGCCGGCAGAGAACUCGAUCAGACGCCAACAUGGGCUCUGGCCGCCGUCUGCUUCCUUAUCAUUAUUAUUUCUAUCGUUUUGGAAAAGGUUCUUCACAUGGUUGGAGAGUUUUUUCAUCAUAAAAAGAAGGUGGGGUUGCUUGAAGCUCUUGAGAAAGUGAAAGGGGAGCUUAUGGUUUUGGGAUUUAUAUCUCUGUUAUUGACAUUUGGGCAAAAGUAUAUAUCUCAAGUGUGUAUUCCCAUAGAGGCUGCAGACACAAUGUUGCCUUGCCCGUACAGAGACCCUGACGAAGAAGCAGGUGGUGGUGGGGGUGACCAUCGUCGUAGGCUGUUAUGGUAUGAACGCAGAUAUUUAGCUGGUGGUAGCGCAGGUCCUGGCUGCAAAGCGGGAAAAGUGCCAUUGAUAUCUUUAAAUGGAUUACACCAACUUCACAUCUUCAUAUUCUUUUUAGCAAUAUUUCACGUUUUUUACGGUGCGUUAACAAUGACCCUUGGAAGAUUAAAGAUUCGUGCUUGGAAGGUGUGGGAACGAGAGAUGGAAAAUGAUAAUGAAUUCAAUGAUCCUACAAAAUUCAGGCUCACUCACGAGACAUCUUUUGUGAGAGACCACACCAAGUGUUGGACUAAAACACCAGUCACCUUCUAUCUUGUAAGCUUUUUCAGACAAUUCUUUAGGUCUGUUCGUAGGGCUGACUACUUGACCAUGCGGCAUGGGUUCAUCGCUGUUCAUUUAGCACCUGGAAGUAAGUUUGACUUUCAAAAAUAUAUCAAAAGGUCAUUAGAAGAUGACUUUAAGGUGGUUGUGGGAAUCACUCCACUCUUAUGGACUACAAUGACUCUCUACUUGCUUCUCAAUGUUCAUGGAUGGGAAGCUAUGUUUGUGCUAUCCAUACUUCCUCUAAUUAUAAUCUUAGCUGUUGGAACAAAGCUGCAAGCAAUUAUAACACAAAUGGCACUUGAAAUCCAAGAAAGGCAUGCUGUAGUCCAAGGAAUACCUCUGGUGCAAGUCUCAGACGAGCAUUUUUGGUUCGGCUGGCCUCAGUUAGUUCUUCAUCUGAUCCAUUUUGUCCUCUUUCAGAAUGCAUUUGAGAUUACAUAUUUUUUCUGGAUAUGGUACGAGUUUGGGCUGAGAUCUUGUUUCCAUGACAAUUUCGUUCUCACAGCACUUAGAGUUGCACUUGGGGUAGCAGUUCAGUUUAUGUGCAGCUACAUCACACUUCCGCUAUAUGCAUUGGUUACGCAGAUGGGAUCAACAAUGAAGAAGUCGAUCUUUGAUGAACAAACUAACAAGGCUUUAAAGAUAUGGCAAAAAAAUGCUGCUGCAAAGAAGGCUGGUGGGAAGUCGGGAGGUAAAGCAUCUUCGGGUGGCGACUCAGUAACAAAGCCACCACCAAAGGCUAAGAUGGACAAAAACGCAUCAACUCCUGAACAGACAGCAAACAUCACGGCCAGCGUAGAUAUUCAAGGCAACAACGCUGACCUCCUAUCAGGACCGUGAUUUUCGCAAUUGUGGCGGUGAAUGUGGGAGAAAUAAAACAUUGCAAAACUUGAGGCUCCGGCAAGCAACUUAAGGCCGGCAAGAAUACCAAAUAUCCCUAUUGUUUAUGAGUAACUGUGUGCAUAUGAUUUGUCACAUCAUGACAUCUUGCAAAUUCUCCGAAGUUAACAUGAACUUAAUCUUGUACAAGUAGUAGGCCAGAACAAUCCAUCAGCUCAAGACUCUGGUGAAAAGAUCCCCUUCUCUUUCUAUGUAAUAUUAUUUCUUCAUUCAAUGUUUUGUUUUAAAACCAAAAGUAUCAAUCAACUACAUUG
Molecule: messenger RNA, 2048 nt
Organism: Pyrus x bretschneideri (Chinese white pear)
Lineage: Eukaryota; Viridiplantae; Streptophyta; Magnoliopsida; Rosales; Rosaceae
Product: MLO-like protein 9
Exons: 15
Coding region: 214-1734 (506 amino acids)
Biological process (GO): defense response
Cellular component (GO): membrane
Source: RefSeq, a predicted model, not a curated record